Messenger RNA from Pieris macdunnoughi, 1035 nucleotides. NCBI's taxonomy places the organism in Eukaryota, Metazoa, Arthropoda, Insecta, Lepidoptera, Pieridae. The record is from the annotation of a GenBank genome assembly.
AUGAUUCGUGAAUGGAAAUUAAUUAUGAAUCAAGUGUAUUUGUGGAUUUUAUUAAUCAAUAGCGCUAACGGACAGUUCGGAAGUAUAUCAAUAAGUUUAGAAAGGAAUCCACGGGUUGACGGUGAUUCAAAUCUUGCAAGAUGUCCACCCAAUACAACAUGUGUUCCAGUCAGUCAAUGUCCACUAUUAGAAGAUUUGUUGGAUUAUGCAUGUUUCUCAUCAGAUAGAUAUUUUCUCCGUUUGAAUGAAUUAACAUGUGGAAGCUCAAAUGAAGAAGAUUUUGUGUGCUGUCCGUCUUGUGAGUGUGGCCGGGUGUAUCAACAUGGCAACCCUGAAUGUGGACAGAGCAUGGUACGAGGGAUUGACUAUAAUGGUUUAGGGGCACAGCCCUGGGUGGCUAGAGUGGGUUUCGCAAAUAAAGAUACGGGUAGUGUGAAGUUUGCGUGUACAGGCUCCAUCAUCGGCAAAAGGAUAAUUCUAACAGCUGCUCACUGUGCGUUGGCCAAACCGGAAGGGUACAAAUUAUCCACAGUGGUGGUGGGUGAAUGGGACGUCAGCCGUAGUCCCGAUUGUUCAGAUUUCUUCUGUGCGCCGCCACCUCAAGCCCUCAAAGUUGAGAGCGUCUCUGUACACCCUGGAUACGAACAGAAGAUAUUCAGACAUGACAUAGCCCUCAUCAUUUUGAAGGACGAAAUUAAAUACUCCGUGACGGCUGCACCUAUCUGCCUCAAUGACAGACCAUUGGUAGUGGACGAACGGGCUUCGCUCGUGGGCUGGGGAAAACUGUCCGGACAAAGUACAGCAGGGAGUCGUCAACAACAGCUGGAAGUCCCGGUAGUUCCCUUAGAAACGGGAAGGACGCUUGUUCCGGUUUUGGUGGGGCUCCCCCUGGUUAUGAAGAGGGAUGGCAUGUUUGUACAGGUUGGCAUAGUCUCAUUCGGCUCCGAGAACUGCGGAAGUGAAGGUGUGCCCAGCGUAUACACCAAUGUAGGCCACUACCAUCGCUGGAUUGUCGAUAACUCUCCCACAAAUUAA